GUCAGUGAUGUACUGUAGCUAGGUGACGAUCCGGCGCGGUGUCGUAUCUCAUCAGACGGAGUGACCCAGUGUGUGAACCGAAGUGUGAACAUUUCCAACCUUUUUUUUGGCUCCGGUUUGGAAGAAAGCCCUUAAAUAAAUGGAGAUCAAAGAAUAGUGCAUCGCGUAAAAGUCAACACCGAGUUCCGCGACUCGCGACCCGCCAGAAGAAACUAACGACGAUCCGAACCUCGUGCGACAGAGAUCCCGCCAUUCUCAUUCCAUAGCCGCGUGGUGUGUUUGUGUGUGUCUGUGCGCGCGAGAGUUUUGUGUGUUGCGUACCGGUACGUGCGCGUGUAUCCUUUGGCGGGUUGUGUGUGAGUGUGCGUGUGUGUGUGUUAUUCACGAAUGAGGUAAAAUGUUAGGACCCACCAAAUGGAGACUCCUAACGAUCGUUGCCGGUAUACUGCUAGCCCACGCGAUCGAGUCACCGACCAGUAAGAGCAACAAGCUAAACGCUCAGGUCCGCACCUUCACCAAUCCCGAGCUCGGGCUGCGCAUCGAACAGAUCAGUCCGUGGAGUACGGGCCGGAACAUACCGGCACGGAACCUGCUCGUCCCGCACCAGCUGUUUUCGCGCGUGGACAACAUCCGGUACAUAGACAGCCGGACACCGAACAGUCGCCAUCUGCAGAGUACGUUCGGUGCGUUCCGUCUAGCGGACGAAGUGCAGCAGUCUCCGAAUGAGGCCGCCAUACAACGACGACGCUCGAAAGCGUUUCAAAUGCGCCGUUCGGAUGAGGUGGCCCCGGACGUUGGUUUGACACUGGACCAGCAGCCAGGUGCAUCUGUGCUGCCGUCACCCGAGCAGGAACCGAUCUACCAGAAUGUGAGUCGUGCACAGCGACAGCAUCGCUACAAGAUCAUCCCCAUCAGUUACUUCUAUCGGGAAGAGGCUCAGCCCAUUCCAUCCGAGCUAAAACCCGUCGGUCCUAGUCGACCUCCAAAGGAUACCGACAACGAUGAGCCAGAGGUACCGGACACGAGCUCGAAACAACAUCAAGAACAAGAGCAUGGAACGCAGGAUGGUGAUGAGUAUGCACGGUCCGAUACACCCGUCAUUGGAGCUCGGCGAUCUGGUAUUCAGUUCCCGGGACCACUGAAGGCAGCGACCGGUUUCACUCCCCAAGGGUACAGUGAGGAGAGUCUCACACUCGGUGACAACUUGGGACUGUUCCAGCAGCCUGUUAGUACCGCGGAUGAGUACGGACCGGUGGAUGGCGAACCUGCCCACGAAGGUCGUGGAACAGACGAGUUCUCCCGUAGUCUGUACGCUAAUCGCUACUUCCGGGACUUUAACCGCCCGUCACCGAUCGAUCUGCGACCGGCUGAGUCUCUUCCUCGGCCUAGUCGUCUAAUUGAGUUCCCUGGGAACGUGAACGUCAAACAACCGUUCCGGGACGAUGUCACGAAGUUUGGUGAUGUGUCCGGGCCAGUAACAGCCGUCCAGCGUCCAUUUGCUGAUGCGUUCGGUGGAGAGGGCAAGAACUUCCGUACAUUCGAUCCAGCCUACUACACCGACAGCCCUUACCAACCCAACCGGGCUCCACCCUACUUCCCGGCCAAGCUAUACACCGAACCGAACCAGAAGAUUUACCAACCGCUCUGGAAGACUCGCUCGCCGCGUGUUGUCUUCCCGCAGGGUGAUCUCGCCUCCGGUCCGUCCGGGUUCGGUGUGGACAAUGUCGUCUUUAGGGACCAAAACUUUGGGUUGAACGAGCUGGCCGCCAUCCAGGACGUGCGGAACGAGUUCAACCAGGACGACAUCAAUGAUGAGCCGGCGACGACCAGCAAAGAUCGUGUCGGUGGUGACGGUGGUAACAAUCGCGGUGUCAGAAGCGAGCUCCAGUGCCAGCACGAGGGUGGCACGUGCGAGUUCUUCCUGCUCUGCUGGAUGUCCGGCGGACUGCUGCAGGGCACGUGCGGCGGUAUGCUGAAGGGUUGCUGCCAUCGAACGGCGAAAUCGGCCAACAUCGGCAUCGAUGCGAGUACGGCCGUCGACCUGACGAAUGUGCCCGCCCUCGAGUACGGUCCGGUGCAGAACGAUCCCAGUUGCGGAAUAUCGUUAGCGAAGCAGACAGCCCAGCGGCGGAUCGUCGGUGGAGAUGACGCAGGAUUCGGGUCCUUCCCCUGGCAAGCGUACAUCCGGAUAGGUUCCUCGAGGUCUAUGCUUUCCAGAUGUGGGGGUUCGCUGAUUUCGCGGCGUCACGUGGUGACCGCGGGCCACUGCGUUGCGCGAGCGACCCCACGGCAGGUGCACGUGACCCUCGGCGACUACGUGAUCAACUCGGCGGUCGAGCCCCUGCCGGCCUACACCUUCGGCGUGCGGACGAUCAACGUGCAUCCGUACUUCAAAUUCACACCCCAGGCCGAUCGGUUCGAUGUGGCCGUGCUGACGCUCGAGCGGACGGUGCACUUUAUGCCCCAUAUCGCCCCCAUCUGUUUGCCGGAGAAGAAUGAAGAUUUCCUCGGAAAGUUUGGCUGGGCGGCUGGCUGGGGCGCACUGAAUCCCGGUUCGCGGCUGAGACCCAAAACGCUACAGGCGGUCGACGUCCCGGUGCUUGAUAAUCGGGUUUGCGAACGAUGGCAUCGCUCGAACGGCAUCAACGUUGUCAUCUAUCCGGAGAUGCUGUGCGCUGGAUAUCGAGGCGGUGGCAAAGACUCCUGCCAGGGUGACUCCGGUGGUCCGUUGAUGCACGAGAAGAGUGGCCGAUGGUACUUAAUCGGCAUCGUAUCCGCGGGCUAUUCCUGUGCCACCAGAGGUCAACCGGGUAUCUACCAUCGGGUUGCCAACACGGUCGAUUGGAUAUCGCACAUUACACAAGUUGCUACGUAAAACCCUUCCGUAAUAUCCGGCUGCCGGAGCAGGAUUGCCGCUAAAGCGCACCUAAAGAGCAUCCAGGUCACAGGACUCGGAAGGACGGGAAGAGAAGAUGCCGCUUGGAGAGGAUCUAGCUCACAGGGCCACACUUGGAAUCAGCUGCUUCAACUUCAACCAGUCAGUGCAGGAUGGAUACGGAAGGAUGCACACUGUCAGCCGCUGGUGGGAUUAAUUUAUGAAACAUUUAUUUAUUAUACUGCCUUCGGUCCACGCGACUCUUUCAGUUGCCCGUUCAAAUGUGACAAUUUCAAUAGCGACAAGGCGGAUCGAGCAGUUAGCGGCAGUAGUAGUACAGUGAAGCAAGUCAGGAGCUUACAACAGCGAACCACAAAAGAAAAGUACCAUAAAAACUAUGAGCAAAAAAAACAGCAUACACACAAAGCCACCAACGCACACACAAAAACACGCGCACGCAGUGAAAAUGUGAUAUGUAAAAAGUGACUCUUAAUCGCUUAAAAGAAGAACGCAUCCUGGUGGGGAAAACAAAGGUGAGAUGGCGCCCGGGGAUGACUUUUUAGGACCUGGAACAGUGAUGCACUAGCAGAGCAGAGAUGGAAAACCCAGUUGUAUAGAACGACCAGUGAACUACGAUCACCAAACGACGGUGGAACCGGUGGAGCCAAGUACGACACUAUUCGGGACGGUGUACUAUCGUAUACGCUAAUUACACGUUUCUGUGAAACUGUACAAUUAGCUCGGUACACAACCAUUAAAUGUUAACAUUGAACAUAAAACGAAACGACAGCGCACGCAAUGGACGUGCAAGCGUACGCGUAUAUAAAGCUAUAAAUAUAUAAAUGUGUAUAAUCCCGCCGCGUCGUGAAUAUGGCAUGCUGUUUUCCCUUGCGCUUACUAGCUGUGCGUGAAAUGAUGCGCAUUGUAAAUAUUAUUUUUAUUCUGCUGCCAGUACUACGACUGGAAAAUUGGAACAUAAAAAUGCAUGAGUGUGUGUAUGUAUAGAAGCAUCACACACACACACCAGAGACAAGGCGUCUAUACGUUAAGUGAAGAGAGCUUAACAGUGGCCAAAAAAUGAGGAAAAUCGAAAAAAAGUCUAGUGCAUGCACAAGGAAUGUUUAAUGUACGGCGUGGAGGAAAAUUAGCAUAGAGUAAGCGAAGGAUUCGGUUCCUGUUUUUGUGUGUGAGUUAAACCCAACGGCCGAAAGCAUACGCAGACAGUGACACACCACAAACACACACAUCGCGGCUAGGGAUAUUUUAUGUAAAAGCUUAUGUUACCACGUGAAAGACGAAAUCACACAGGAGAUGUGUGCCGGGAGAAGAAGAAUUUGUGCCCAGUUUGUUUUGCCUGUUUGUUUACCUUACCAUCACAACCCUAUCACCGGUGAAAACCCCAUCCAUACGCAUACGACACGUGUUCCGUGUAAAGGAAAGGAUUUUUUGUUUUGUUGUGUAGAAAUAUUUGUAAAUUUAUGUGUACCGCGUAAAGGACGAAGCAGCAUCAGAAUCGUUUUGAUUAAAAUGAUGGCGAAAGGAACACAAAACCGAACACAAAAUCCCACAACUAGCAAAGUACAGCGCUACAGUUGACCUUUUUUUUGUUUGUUGAAAAUGCGGAUAAGGAUGGGAUGAGGAUUGCUUCGUUCGGGAAUCGCCGACAGCAUGUAGCAUACUUUUAAUGGACUUCACGGCAAUAAUGUUUUGUUUUUAGAUAGCUAUUGAAGAAUGUUUUUUUUUGCUUCUCUCAAAUGAAACCUCGUCAGAAUGAAACCGAAAUAAAUACAGCAAUGUAUCCUGACAGUAAA
Anopheles stephensi (Asian malaria mosquito) is the source of this 4686-nucleotide messenger RNA. RefSeq lists its product as uncharacterized. The record is from RefSeq and is a predicted model, not a curated record. Gene Ontology annotation, biological process: proteolysis. The transcript is spliced from 9 exons. Gene Ontology annotation, molecular function: serine-type endopeptidase activity. The coding region runs from base 398 to 2875 and encodes 825 amino acids. Lineage: Eukaryota; Metazoa; Arthropoda; Insecta; Diptera; Culicidae.